Boleophthalmus pectinirostris (great blue-spotted mudskipper) is the source of this 6156-nucleotide messenger RNA. Its product is annotated as bromodomain adjacent to zinc finger domain protein 2B. The transcript has 36 exons. The coding region runs from base 183 to 5768 and encodes 1861 amino acids. Gene Ontology annotation, molecular function: DNA binding; protein binding. The record is from RefSeq and is a predicted model, not a curated record. Lineage: Eukaryota; Metazoa; Chordata; Actinopteri; Gobiiformes; Gobiidae.
UUAGUGGAGUUGCUCUCGGUGGAUGGAAAUCGCGUUUAUCCAAACCGGAGAAGGCGCACUCCAAGGCGGACACACUCCUCUCACCGCACCGGGAGCAUCACUCAUCCAGCGAACAACUUUCAACACUAACCAGAAAUAUCUACCAUCAAAAAAGGAAAUAUUCAGACAUACCCCGGCUAAAAAUGGAUCCUUCUGAGCGUUUGACUCAACCUUCACCAGUGUCUUCCUCCCUGGCACCUCCGUCCAAGUGCAGCUCCGUGGUCAGCUCUGUGUUCAGCCCCCCUCUCAGCGCUUACGGUAGAAGUCAAGCAUUUGGUCUGUACACAUCCAGUUUGGAGAGUAGUACAUUUGGUGGUCUUAAAAGUCUGGACUUGUCUGCAGUAUUUGCUGCUCACUCCCAGUAUGGAAAAAUAUCAGCUUUAAAUGGCACUGUCAACAGUAGUCACCCUCUCGAUGGCAAAGGUCUGGUGAAGCCUGAUUUCCAAAGGUUUACAACAAAACAGAGUCACGUCAAAGAUUUAAAAGAACCAGAAAAGGCUGACAGCAUGAGCAGCCAGUCUGGAUCUGUGUCGGGCAGCUCUGACGACACUGACGGAAGCAGUGAUCCUGAACACCUGGAGGAAGAGGGGGAGGAAGAGGAGGAAGACCCCAGUGAUGGAAGUGAUGCCACCGACUCAGAGAAAGAUUACGAAGUGAUAAGAAAGCUGCCAAGUAUGACACAUACCACUUCUGACACUCCGAAGAAGAGCCCUGGAAGUACAGCUGGAGAUACAGACACCACCAGAGACCAGCGAAAUCAGCACAGUGUCCCCAUAAUGUCCACUCACCCUCCCAGCCCUCUCUUGUCCAAGCCCUCAGAGGAGCAGCACUUGAGAAAAGCUUUAAUCAACCCAGACAUGAAGGAACAAGACUGGUGGUCUUUUCUGAAAUCCAAGACCUCUCACUCGCCAAAUUCAUUAUUUUUGUCCUCACCUAAAUCUCCUUCACUCUCAGAUUUACCCAAGUUACCAGUUCAAAAGUUGUCCCAUGGCAGACUCUUGAUGUCUUCUUCUAUCGAUAAUGUGCGCAGUAUGACUUCAAGAGGACUUCAUGUAAAUAGUGGUGCGCUAAAAAGGCUGCCGUCAAUAUCGAAUCCUUCAACCCAAGACCAGGACGUACGUGUCAAAAACUCUACUUCUCAAUCUUCGAGCCUUUCAUCCCUGAGCAGACAUUUUCUAUCAUCUCCAACCAAGAACAAAACGGCUCCUUUGCUCAACUUUCACACGAACGGAUUGACUCAAGAUGCUCCUCUAGCGCUUGUCACCUCACCUCGUAACCCCACGAACAAGCCAUUAGCCCCUUGCUCCCAAUUUACAAUGCCUAUCAACUAUCUAUCAAGUAAACCGAGUAUUUCCCCAUAUAAAGGUGGCAAUGGUCUAAUCUGUCAGACGCUCAGCUCGUGUAAUUUAAAUGGACAAAAUAAGACAGGUAAGGUUCAAACUGAAGACUCAGAAGAUUCCUUAAUAGAUGGCAAUGAUACUGAAGAUACAAGCAGUAACACAUCAGAUUCUGGCAGCAGUGUCGGAGUAAACUCUGAAUCUUCAGAUGAUGUAAAAUGCAAUAACAGUGAGACAAAUAGCAAUGGAUACAGGGCUCCUCAGAAACUUGAUAAAUUGUUAACAAAAUCCUCACCCGGCCCCUCAGCCAAUUUCUCCGUUCUGAAGACCUCCUGUUCUGCUUUGGGCAGUUUUAGCAACGCUGCACCAAUGACCCACAACAGCUCGGUAUCUUCUACAACUGUCCCACUGCCAGUACAGAGGAAGAGAGUAACAGAUGAGAAAGCAUUAAGAGUACCGUUGGAUUUUGGCUGGCAGAGAGUGACACGGGUCUGGUCUGUGGCGGGGCGUCUGCAGGGAGAAGUCUGUUACCUCGCUCCCUGCGGAAAGAAACUUCGACUGUAUCCGGAUGUACUGAAGUAUUUACUGAGAAACGGGAUAACUGAAAUUUCUCGAGAAAACUUCAGCUUUAGCACAAAAAUCCACCUUGGGGAGUUCUACAAAGCCAGAGAUGGACCAGAAGGUGUACAGUGGAUGCCUUUGUCUAAGGAGGAGAUCACUCCCUGUAUUAUUGCCAUGGAUGGAAGACGUCAAAGAAAAGUACAGGGCCAACGAACAUUCAGUGGAGUUAAGCCUCUUGUCCAUUCACAAGAUGGUGCUGAUGCCAAACUGUUGAGAAAACUGGAAGCUCAAGAAAUCGCUCGACAAGCCGCUCACAUGAAAAUCAUGAAAAAACUUGAGAAGCAGGCCAGAGCACAGGCAGCAAAGGAAGCAAAGAAACAACGAGCGAUAUUGGUGGCCGAGGAGAAGCGCAAGAAGAAGGAACAGCUGAAGAUUCUUAAGCAGGAAGAGAGGAUCCGGCGCAUUCAGCAAAUCCGACUGGAGAAGGAAGUCCGUGCACAGCAAAUUCUGGAGGCAAAAAGGAAGAAGAAAGAAGAAGCCGCCAAUGCCAAAAUAUUAAAGGCAGAGAAAAGAAGUCAGGAGAGGGCGAUGAGGAGACAGCAUGCUAUUUUACAGAAGCACCAGGUGAUGGAGUUGCACAGGCUAGAUAUUGUUUGGGAAAAGGAGAGAAGAAGGCAACAUCUGAUACUCCUGAAGGAAGCAGAGGCUCGUAAAAAAGCAGAGGAGAAGGAGCGUCUGAAGAAGGAACGAAAUGACGAGAAACUGUUGAACAAGGAAAGAAAACUGGAGCUCAGACGGCUGGAGCUGCAAGAGCUGAAGAAGCCCAGAGAAGACCUGUGUUUAAUGGACCAUAAGCCUCUUCCAGAUCUGUCCCGUGUUCCCGGCCUGGUUCUGUCUGGGGGAGCGUUCUCAGACUGCCUCAUGGUGCUACAGUUCGUGCACAGAUUUGGGAAAGUUCUGAGUCUAAACCCACUGAGCCUGAGCGAUCUUCAGGGAGGAUUACUGAACCUGACGGACUGUGUGGACAAAGUGCAGGAGCUUGUGGUGCACAUGGUCUCUGCUGCUGUGAGGGACCCCAGUCUGUCUCACACACACAAGAUGAAAACUGCCUUAGGAGAGCUUCUGUCAAACAUGAAGUUGGACAGUGACAACGUUUCUGAGGCUCUGAGGAUCUACAUGGAAAAUCACUGUGAUCCAGAUUCUUACAUGAGCUCUCUGGCCCUCAGUCUUAAGACUAAAGACUUCAGGGCCCUCCAGCCGUCACAGAAGGCCUCCAUACUGGCAUUUUUGGUGAACAGGCUCUGCUGCUGUAAAGCUGUGGUCAGUGAAAUUGAUAAAACCAUUGAUCACAUGGCCAAUUUGAGGAAGGAGAAGUGGAUUGUGGAGGGAGCGCUUCGCAAACUGAGGAGGAUUCACGCCAAGAAGACUGGCACUAAAGCGGCAGAGGGCACGCAGAACUGUGAUAACCUCGCAGCUACGAACAAGAGGAAAAGAAAAGAGGGGGAGAGCGAGGAAGAUGAGGAUGAAGAGGAGGAGAGUGAUGACGAGGAGGAUGAGGAGGCUGAAGAGGAGGAGGGGAAGAAAGCUAAGAGAACGGAAGAGGAGCAGGAUGACAGUGUACAUUCUGGCAGUGUGGAGGAGCUGGAGAAAGACAUAGCGAGAGUGGCUAAGCAACAGACUGAAGUCCGACAGAAGCUCCUGGAGUCGUCGUAUUCACUGCGCUCCAUGAUGCUGGGACAGGACCGCUACAAGAGGUCCUACUGGCUUCUCCCCGAGUGUGGAGGUGUCUUUGUGGAGGGGAUGGAAACUGAGCAAGAUCACGAAGACGUUCUGAACGAGAAAAGAUACGGCCCUCGAAUUGAGACGCUUUUAAAAGACGAGGAGGUCAACAGAGAGACCACAGCAGCCACAGAUCCGCACAUCAGUAUUCACACGAACCGAAGAGAGCCCAUGAACACUACACCUGAUAAAUCUCCACUGGAUUCUACUCAUUGUUCCAGCCUCAAGUACAAAAACAAUUCCUGGACAAGAGCCUCUGUGCCUCCGCAUCAUGACAGUAGUGUGUUUGUGAACCAGUGGAUCCGCCAUCUGCCUCCUCCAUGUGAAAAGCCCAGUGUCCACACGAGUUCAGUCUCUUCUUCAUCCCCUUCACAAAUGUUUUCAGCUCGCUCUUCUACUCUCUGUGGUCCAACUGAAGAUGGAAACAUGCAGCAGCAUGCUCAGUCUGGCACUCAUCACGGCGGAGAGAUAUUGUGUGACGUGUCCAGUGAAUUGACGAGUUCAGUCCUGCCCUUCGCUGGCAGCUCCGGACCCCCCGCGAGGGACCCGACCUCCCAGCAUGCACCGGGCCAUGUGAACACCGCCCCCCUCCAGACAAGUCACCGCUCCGUCAGCGACACCCAGCCCCACGCGCCCUCCUCCUCCCCCCCUGCUGUGGAAAUGGCACCCCACCAGGACCACUCCAACCCCACGCCUGUCCCCAAGGAGAUGCUGAGUGGCUGGUGGUGGAUGUCAAAUGUGGAGGAGCUGAAUCAUCUGUGCAAGGCUCUUCAUUGUAGAGGCGUCAGAGAGAGGGCUUUAGCCAAACAGACAGAGAAGCACAUGGAGUACCUGACCCAGAUCUACAGCCAUAAAGAUGAUGCAGUUAUUGAUGUAACGAGGCUCCAAAAACAAGGCUGUUGUAAGGAGAUGGUUGAGCGGUGGUGUGUUCAGCAGCAGGCCAUGAAGUGGGACAUUAGUGCACUAAAACAGGUUCAGGCUUUGGAGUCAAGAGUCAUUUCUGCCUGUCUCCAAGUAAAGGACUGGACUCCCCCUAAGCCCCAGUCCCAGUGGGAGGAUCAGGUUCACCAUGAGCACAAAUCAUCCUCGUCUCCGGCCCAGCAUCCCAAAAGUCCUCUGGAUACAGCUGUCAGCAGGCUGGAAGAGCUGGAGAGGAAUAUCGAGCGGAGGAAAGAGGAAGAGGACGCCCCCUGGAGGAGACAGUGGUACAAGGCGCUGGCAGAGGUCCACAGCUCUGCUCAGCUGGUCUUGUGCAUUCAGCAGCUGCAGAACAACAUUUCCUGGGAUCGGUCUAUUACCAAAGUGGAGUGCCAGAUUUGCCACAGUGGAGAUGAUGAAGAGUCUCUCCUGCUGUGUGACGGUUGUGAUAAAGGCUGCCAUGUUUACUGUCACAAACCCAAAAUCACCUCCAUACCAGAGGGUGACUGGUUCUGCCGUGUGUGUUCAAAUAAGACUACCUCGGGUUUUGUCAUUCCAAGUGUCCAAUCCCUACGGACACAGACGCAUCCGAGUCCAACAUCUGGAGGAGGGAAGAGGGCCAGUGAAGGAAAACCAAACGGUAAGCCAUCUGUGUCCGGAGAGCUCAUCAAAGAGGAGACUGCCAGCAGGAGCAGCACCGCGCCAAGGAAAAGUAUCAAGGAAGGGAAAAAAAGGAAAGCCGACAGCGCUGCGCCCGUCUCCGAGACCAAACGUGACCCCCCUGUCUCCAAGAAGCCCAAAACGAGAGACAGAGGCACUGACGAGCUGGAAGUUUGCCAGCAGCUGUUGUGUGAGUUGGAAGCCCACCAAGACGCCUGGCCGUUCCUCAAACCUGUGAACCUCAAGUCUGUCCCCGGAUACAAGAAGGUGGUGAAGAGGCCCAUGGACCUCUCCACCAUCAGAGAGAAGAUCGCCAAUCAGCAGUAUUCAAGUCUGGAGAGCUUUACGGAUGACGUGAACCUCGUCUUUGACAACUGUGAGAGAUUCAACGAAGACGAUUCUGAAAUUGGGAAAGCGGGACACAUCAUGAGAAGAUUUUUCACCAAAAGAAAGGCUGAAUUACUGAAGUCGUGAAAAGAUUUCUGACUCAAGAAAACUGUGAAAGAGACAUUUACAGAAUUAUUUGCUGCAAUGAAAGGGCAAUAACUUGGUACUAAUAUCAGUGUGCUCUUAUCGUACUGUGUAAACUUUGUCUACAAUUUUUACUACAUAAAAUGCCUUGAUUUGUUUACACGCAUUUUCUAUUUAUGUGUCACGUAUCAGCAGUCCUUGAAAAAUAAUGUAGCAGCUAAAUGUGUUGAGUUGAAUAUUGCGUUCAGCACAAUAUAAAUAUAGUGCCUCAAUUUGUGUCAGUCGUGUGAAUAUUUAGUUCUGUAUGUCCAGUGUUUUCACUUUACUCAGUUUUUCCAAGUGUCACGGAAACUCCAGCUCACAACUUAUCAGUCCUUUGUUACAUCAUAAC